GGCACACCUGAGAGGAACGAGCACCAUUGAGACACGACCAUCGCUGUCUCUUUCUUUCAUUUCUGCUAAUUUCAAGUCUUCAGCCUCACAGAUAUGUCGAUGCUUUGUCGAAAUUGUAAUGUAAAAUGCUCUAAUUUACAUUACACGCGAUGAACGUCACAUGGGGUUUGUUGGCGGUUUUGGGUCUGGUGUGUCACUCCGAGUCGAGGUGUUCACCGACCUCUUACUAUAAGAACUGCUGGAUUAGACGCUUCCCGGGGAUUUUCAUCGACGUUGAGGAGUCUCAGAGGAGAGGAGCUCAGCUGUUGAAGUCCUACCAGGAGGAGACUGCACUCAAAUGCAGCCGCACCUGCUGCCUCACCAGAAACUGUGAGUCAAUCAGCGCCAUACAAUUCUGAACCAAGAGGCAUCCAUGCCAAAUAACAAUCCCACCAAACAUGUAUCAUAAGAGUUAUCAUCUCUCCUCUCUUAGUCUCCUGUAACCUGGCCAUAUUUCACUAUGACACCACUAAAGAAAACGACAACUGUUUCCACCUGCACUGUCCAACACUGGAGAGCUGCAUCCUGAGCCACAGAGGAAACGUGGUUCUCUACAACAUCACAAAGGGUAAGUCAAAUCAAGUCUACAGAAAGGAACACUAAUUCACAAGUAUGUUGUAAAGGCAAAGUGCACUCCUUAAAGAAGACUCCAAUACAUUUUCACAAAAAUAAAAAAAAUAUAAAUAGCUGUUAUGACCUCAAAGUCAUUGAAACUACUAAAGUGAGCACUUCAGAGAGAUGGGCUUUGUUGAGCAUUUUCUCUUCGAUAAGAUACAUACAGAGGCUGAAAAUUUUACAAAUACAACUCAAGAUCGGCCCAUAAAAUAUUUCUCAUCAACAACUAAAACAACGUUUGUAUUAGGGCUGGGCGAUAUGGGAAAAAGUUUAUCAAGAUAAUUUUUUUUCAUAUCAGUCGAUAGUGAUAUAUAUCACAAUAUAAAAAAUGAAAUUUAACAGUGCUUAUUGGUAGCAUGUCUUUUGCAAUACAAGCAAUUGCAUCUCUGAGGUCUUUGUCUCUAGCGUUUUGUCGUAAGGCAUUGCACUAGAGAAAGCGGACUGAAUGGUCAGCUGUUUCGGCUGCACAGGCACCAUGGGCUCCUUACUCCACUCGGGGUUUAUAACUUUUUCAUAAUUCAUAAUUGUCAAAACAAAAAAAAACCCUCACAGGAGCUUUAAUGUUCUGAUACAUUCUGAAAUCUUGAGCUUAAUUCAGUGUAUUUAAGAACGGACACAGUACAGAUACAUGUUUGCUACAAAAAGGGGAUUAGGGCCACAGGAAGAGAAAAAAAAAUAAUUACAGGAUGGAGAUUGUUUGAGAUGAGAUGAGAUUCAAUUUAUUGUCAAUGUACAGUACAAGUACAGUACAGCGAAAAGUAUUUACGCAUCUCACCAGAGUGCAGAGUAAACAUGUCAGUGCUAGAAAUUGAAUAAAUAAUUAUGUGUAUUAUAGCGAUAAAGAAUAAAUAAAUGCAUUCAAUACUGUCAGAUUAAUAUUGCACGUAGCCCAUACUGCACAGAAGUGCUUAACUUCCAUUUUGACAUUUGAAGUCGAAAUUUUGAGAUUAAAGUUGAAAUUUAAAAAAGUCAAAAUUUCGACUUAAUUUUUUACUUUAUUCAUCUCAAAAUUUCAGAUGACUUUAAUCUCAAAAUUUAAAUUUUUUUAGUCUCGAAAUUCCAACUUAAUUGACAUAAUUUCAAUUUUUUAAAUGUCAAAAUUUCGACUUUAAUCUCCUUCCUGUAAUUUUUUUUUUCUCUGCAUAUGGCAGAGAAAAAGAUGCACUGAAGGAAACUGUUCGCAUGUAUCUGCGAAAAAAAUUCCACAAUAUUUAUGUUUCCUUGAUGCGUCUAAAGCAUUCAAUAGAGUUAAUGAUGGUGAAUUAUUUAUGAAACAGAGGAGUUCCCUCUUAUCUGGUACGAAUAUUGCAUUUUUGGUACAGACAUCAAACCAUGAAUGCUCGAUGGAGCAAGAGUAUGUCAGCACCCUUCUUUGUGUCAAACGGUGUUAGACAAGGUGGAAUCCUGUCACCUCACCUGUUCAGCGUGUAUAUGGAUGCUGUCUCUGAGCAGCUGAAAACUUGUCCGGCUAGGUGCAACAACCUCUUAGAAUUUUCUCUCGUUAUGGUUUUCAAUAUGACAUUAAGUUGAUUAGCAGAAAGAGUGUCAUCAUGAUAGUAAAAGCAAAAGAUGAUCAAAAGUUGCUUUUUCCUUCCUUUUGGGGCACGUUUUCAGAGAUGACCUCAGUGACGAUGAUGAUGUGCAGAGGCAGUACCGCAAUUUAUAUGCUCAAGCUAAUCUGCUGGCGAUAAAAUUUCAUAUGUGUUCAGACAAUGUUAAAACAGAGCUUUUCUAUACUGCUCCUUUAUGGUGUAAUUAUCGUAAAGCUAAAAUUAGAAAGCUACAGGAGGCAUAUAAUGAUGCGUACAGAAUAUUUCUCAAAGUACCAAGAUGGACGAGUGCAUGUCAUAUGUUUCUUAUUAAUAAUGUUCCCACAUUUCAUGCUGUACUGAGAAAUUCUAUGUACAAGUUCAUGUGUCGUCUUACCGAGUCCCUUGCUCAUCCCACAUUCAGAGACACAAAAUAUUUGUCUUGCUUCUGGAAGCACUGGAACAAAUGUCUCUUUUUUUGUAUCUUUUUGUGUUGUUUUGUUGUUUGUAUAUGGAUUAACAGGGACUGAAAUAAAGUUUUACAUUACAUUACGUUAUUUGCCUUUAGUCAUGAAUUCAUUAAGUCAUUAUAGAAGUCCUUUUGCUUUCUCAGGUGUGGAUCCGGACCUGUUGGUGUUUGGAAAAUACUUCACCUCCAAUGUUCGAGUGCUGCCCCACCACUACAGCCGAGUGAAUGCCUCGGAGCUGCUGUCCUCAGACAAGCGACAUUUCAUCCAUCCACCUCCACCUGCUGCUCUACCGCUAACCUCUGCACCAACAGUCAAACCCCCUACAACAGAAAGAAGAGCCUUCACCACCACCACCACCACCAGAACCACCAUCUCCACCACCACUCUGCAGACCACCGGUCAGCCAACAACAGUUCCUAAUUCUACCACCUUACUUUCAUUUUCAAAGACCCUCCUAGAUUCAAGGGUUCAAACAACAACCAUCUCCAUCUCUCCUGCCCCCAGCUUUUCUACGCCUCCUCCAUCCACCAGAGCAUCUUCACUCAGCCCACACAACCCUAAAACCACUCCUGUGUUUUCCACCACAGCUUCACCACAGCCCUCCUCGCCCCCUACCCUUCUUCACAGCACCUCCCCCUCUCAGAUACCCACAACAGCUCUUAUGGGAAGUAUCGAAAUCAGCAAGCAGAACCCAAACGACACAAAAGGCAGUCUAGGGAGGAACCACACUGCAGGCGGUGAGGAAGGACACAGCGUCAGCGGAGAGGACACCCAAGAGGAUUUUGUGCCUGGGUGGCAUGUCGGCACUCACACCCUGCUGGUCGCUGUGGUGGUCUGCGUAACGAUCCUGCUGAGCUGCUGCUGCUCUUUUCUGCUGGUGGUCAGCUGGAGGGGUCAGAGGAAGAGGAUGGGGCGAUAUCGGACGUCAUGGAGAGGGAAAAGAGGCUCCAUGCGUCUGAUAAAGUAUGUGCUGGUCAGAGAAAACACCUGA
Molecule: messenger RNA, 3644 nt
Organism: Xyrichtys novacula (pearly razorfish)
Lineage: Eukaryota; Metazoa; Chordata; Actinopteri; Labriformes; Labridae
Source: the annotation of a GenBank genome assembly